Molecule: messenger RNA, 699 nt
Organism: Penicillium salamii
Lineage: Eukaryota; Fungi; Ascomycota; Eurotiomycetes; Eurotiales; Aspergillaceae
Source: the annotation of a GenBank genome assembly
AUGGAAACCCUCAAAGCCGUGUUCUUUGGGCCCGACCCACAAGCCCAGAUGAGAAAAUGUAAUGCCUUAAUUCGCUCCAAUACACGCCAACUUGACCGCGAUUUAGCCCGCUUGAAAAUCAGCGACAGCCAGACUCGCCAGCACAUCGUGAACGCUUCCAAACGUGCCCAGCGAAAUCCAUCUCAAGCCAAACAAGCCACUAACGACACCAAGGUCUUUGCCCGGGAGCUUGUGCGAAUCCGAAAGCAAACAACGCGCCUUCAUACUAGCCGCGCUCAAUUACAAAGUGUGGGCAUGCAGGUCAACGAGGCCUUCUCGGCUCGCAAGAUCCAAGGCAGCCUCCAAAAGUCAACGGGUAUUAUGAAGGAUGUCAACACUUUAGUGCGAUUGCCUCAACUAUCUUCCACUAUGCACCAGCUCUCCUCUGAGCUAGUCAGGGCUGGCAUCAUCGAGGAGAUGGUUGACGAUGCCAUCACGGAUCCCUCCGUCUUCGAAGACGAGGAAGAAGAAGCAGAAUUCGAAAUUGAGAAGAUUCUUCAGGAAGUUUUGCAGGGCAAGCUUUCUCAGGCGCAGCCUGUCGCCGCCCAGCCUGUGCACAAGAUCUCAGAACCUGAAUCCCCACAAGCCGAGGAUGAAUUUGAAGACCAAGAAGCCACGCUCGAGCAGAUGCGCGGACGAUUGGAAGCUCUCAAAAGCUAA